Messenger RNA from Thalassophryne amazonica, 6091 nucleotides. It is a transcript of the gene lamb2l, whose product is annotated as laminin, beta 2-like. NCBI's taxonomy places the organism in Eukaryota, Metazoa, Chordata, Actinopteri, Batrachoidiformes, Batrachoididae. Gene Ontology annotation, molecular function: extracellular matrix structural constituent. Gene Ontology annotation, cellular component: laminin trimer. Gene Ontology annotation, biological process: basement membrane assembly; substrate adhesion-dependent cell spreading; cell migration. Bases 140 to 5695 code for a protein of 1851 amino acids. The transcript is spliced from 35 exons. The record is from RefSeq and is a predicted model, not a curated record.
UGCACAUGUGCACACUCAGAUACAGGAAUCUGCACACUUGCACCCUCCACACAAUCUGGUGCGCAGAGAUAGAGACUGUGUGAGUGAGACUACGUAGUGCAGAGGAGAGGUGACUUGUGGCUGUCCAGAGAGAGACGGAAUGAUGUUCAUGCACCCAGGCUCUUUGAUGCCCCUCGUGGCCAUGUAUCUGGCAUUUCCAGGUCUGUCUGUGUUUGGACAGGAGUUCCCAUCAGGCCCUCAUGGCUGUUCGCACGGAAGCUGUUACCCAGCAACAGGAAACCUUCUGAUUGGACGAGGUGUCAACUUGACUGCCACUUCAACCUGUGGUUUGGAUGGCCCAGAGCAGUACUGCAUUGUCAGCCAUCUACAGGAGUCAGACAAGUGCUUCGACUGUAACUCCCAGCGUCCCUACGACCCGCACCACCACAGAACCAGCCACCGCAUUGAAAAUGUGAUCUACCUCAAGGACAGUAAUGAAGUCAAUACCUGGUGGCAGUCUGUAAAUGGACAGGAAGAUGUCAGCAUCAGACUGAACCUGGAGGCUGAAUUCCACUUCACACAUCUCAUCAUAAAGUUCAAGACCUUCCGACCUGCAGCCAUGGUUAUUGAGCGUUCCAUUAAUUUUGGCCGUACAUGGCGCCCAUACCGCUAUUUUGCCUACAACUGUACCAAGACAUUUCCUAACAUCCCUGCUCAUGGCCUCCACCAUAUCAAUGACAUCAUCUGUGAUGAACGUUACUCUGACAUCGAGCCUUCCACGCAUGGAGAAGUCAUUUAUAAAGUAUUGGAUCCUGCCAUUCAUGUGAAGGACCCAUACAGCUUGAACAUUCAAGAUCUUCUCCGUAUCACCAACCUACGUAUUAACUUCACUAAGCUUCACACACUGGGAGAUGACCUGUUGGACCGACGCUCUGAUGUCCUGCAGAAAUAUUACUACGCCAUCUAUGAACUGGUUGUUAGAGGGAGCUGUUUCUGUUAUGGACACGCUUCAGAGUGCACCCCUGUGCCAGGGGUCAAAACCCGGGAGAAUGGCAUGAUACACGGACACUGUGUGUGCAAACAUAAUACUGAAGGUCUGAACUGUGAACGCUGUCGAGAUUUCUACCACGAUCUCCCCUGGAGGCCAGCUGAAGCAGAAAAUCCACACACCUGCAAAGAAUGUAACUGUAAUGGCCACUCCAGUCAGUGCCACUUUGACAUGGCAGUGUAUUUGGCCACGGGCAAUAUCAGUGGAGGAGUUUGUGAUGAUUGUUUGCACAACACGAUGGGACGCAACUGUGAAAUAUGCAAACCAUUCUUCUACCAAAACCCCACCAAAGAUAUCAGAGACCCACGGGUUUGUACUGCCUGUGACUGUGACCCGGUCGGGUCAUUAGAAGGUGGAGUGUGCGACAGCUACACUGAUCAGGACAUGGGGAUGAUCGCUGGACAGUGUCGCUGCAAAGCCAAUGUCAAAGGAGCACGCUGUGAUUAUUGCAAAGAAGGCUAUUAUGGGCUGAGUCACAAUGACCCGCUGGGCUGUCAGCCAUGCAACUGUGACCCUCGUGGCAUUAUUAUAAUGGGAACUCCUUGUGACCAGAUCAGUGGGGAUUGCUCCUGCAAAAGAUAUGUUAGUGGACGCUAUUGUAACCAGUGUCUGCCUGAAUACUGGGGACUCAGUUAUGACCUGGCCGGCUGCAGACCAUGUGACUGUGAGUUUGGUGGAUCUUACAACAACAGGUGCAUGAUGGAGAAUGGGCAGUGUGACUGCAGGAAACAUAUGACUGGUCGCCAGUGUUCAGAUGUGCAACUUGGGUAUUUCUGUGCACCGCUUGACUACUAUAAAUACGAGGCUGAAGAUGCCACCGGACAUUCUCCAAAUGACCUCAUACUGCCGGGCAAAGCUCGUCCUCAGGCAGAGAUCGACUGUGUUGAGCACCUCAGCAACCAGCUGAGGAGGCACCGACGUCAUCGCCGUAUUGCCAAUGUGCAACAACAGAGGGCAGCGCUGAGACGCAUUCGCCAGCUUCAGCAAACACCAGCUGUAACAACUGUUCACAGAGAACAUAGUGACAGCCACAUGGUGACAUGGACAGGACCUGGUUUUGCUCGCAUCAAAGACGGGGCUGGCCUGGUAUUUACCAUCGACAACAUUCCCUAUGCCAUGGAGUAUGACAUCAUGAUUCGCUAUGAACCUGAGUCGACAGAGGACUGGGAGGCCAUGGUUAGUAUUACCUCUGUACAUCUGCCAUCCAGCCUCAGGUGUGGAAACCUUUUACCAACAGAACAGCUGUACACAGUGACCCUACCGCAUCAUAACAGAUUCAUCCAGAUGCCCAGACCAUUUUGUUUUGAGCCCAGUAAUCGUUACGUGAUUGCAAUCAGGUUCCAGCGUCACAGAGUCUCACACAGACAUCUGACUGCCUUCAUUCUUAUCGACUCGCUGGUUUUGAUCCCCAAAUACACUGAGCUUCCUGGUUUCCAAGGUAACGAUGCGGCGGCAGAGCAGCGGCGUGAUGAAAUGCUUCGAUACAUGUGUCUGGAUUCCUUCAUGAUCACGCCGAUGCCUCCUUUGGCUGAAAUGUGCUCCAAGCUCAUCUGCAGCAUUUCUUCCAUCAUUCAUGAUGGUGCUCUGUCCUGUCAUUGUGACCCUCAGGGGGCCCUCAGUGCCGAGUGCGACAAGGUAGGAGGCCAGUGUCGUUGUAAAACCAAUGUGAUUGGUCAACGCUGUGAGCAGUGUGCCCCGGGAACAUACGGCUUUGGACCUUAUGGCUGCGCGGCCUGUGACUGCCAUUCUCAGGGUUCACUGAGCAACCAGUGUGAUCCAGCUACAGGCCAGUGCCACUGCAGACAGGGUGUAACUGGACGCCAGUGCUCAGACUGCCAACCAGGUCAGUGGGGCUUCCCGAGUUGCAGCCCCUGUCAGUGUAAUGGCCAUGCAGACAGCUGUGACCCCCACACUGGAGAGUGUAGAGACUGCAGAGACUACACAGCAGGACACUUCUGUGAGCGCUGUGUGGAUGGGUUCUUUGGAAAUCCAGUGCUUGGCUCAGGGGAACACUGUCGCCCCUGCCCUUGUCCCGGUAACCCUGACACGGAUCACUUUAACGGUCACUCCUGCUAUGCAGACCAGUCAUCGAACCAGAUCAUCUGUAACUGCAAACAAGGCUACGCUGGCUCUCGCUGUGAUAAAUGCGCUCCUGGUCACUAUGGCAACCCUGAGCAACCUGGUGGGCAGUGCAUUCCUUGUCAGUGUCAUGGCAACAUCGAUACCCAGGACCCUGGCUCAUGUGACCCAGAGACUGGUCGGUGCCUCAAGUGUCUUUACUACACCGACGGCCCAUCAUGUGCUCAGUGUCAACAAGGUUUCUAUGGCAAUGCUUUGGCUCAGGACUGCAGACGUUGCACUUGUGUGACUGCUGGCACUGCUCAGUUCGCUUGCAGUGAUGGUCAGUGUCACUGUGACCGACACACCGGGGCCUGUCCUUGCAGGGAGAAUGUGGUUGGCCAUAAUUGCGAUCAGUGUGCUCCUAGUUACUGGAACUAUGGUGCAGACCGAGGCUGUGAGGUCUGUGACUGUGACCCUCAACACUCCCUGGGAACUCACUGUAACAUGUUCACAGGCCAGUGCCACUGUCAUCCAGGCUUUGGAGGUAAAAAAUGCACUGAGUGUGAGCAGUUUCAUUGGGGGGACCCACAGGUGCAAUGUCAAGAGUGUAACUGCCACCCUUUUGGCUCACAGAUGGCUCAGUGUGACAGCGUAACAGGUGUGUGCGAAUGUGUGGAAGGAGCAGCAGGGAAACACUGUGAUGAAUGCGCUCGAGGCUUCACAGGCAUCUUCCCGAAGUGUGUGCACUGUCACCCAUGUUUCGAGCUGUGGGACGAUGUGGUGUGUCAGAUUAAAAGGGACCUGGAAUAUAUCCAGUACACCAUGCAGAAGAUCCUUGAAAGUGGAGCACAUGGGGUCACACCUGGGGUUGGGGACAUGCGCAUAAAAGAACUGGAAAAGAAGCUGAAGCAGAUUCUGUAUCUGAUUAGUGGCGAGGACAGUGAUAGAAUCUACCAGCUGAUUGGACAGAGCAUCGAUGACAUCAGGGCUGAGAUUGCCUUGACUGACGGGCGUCUAAUGGGGAUUGCACGGGAGCUAAACGCAACAGCAGAAAAAGAAGGUGCAUUGAGCCGCACACUGAGUGACCUGGAACGGGAGCUGAGGGACAUCAACACGACUGUGGCUCGUAAACAGAAUGAGCUGCAGAACUACAUCAACUCAGGAUUUACAGAUCAGUAUGACAAUGUGAAGAAGUUCUACCAGGAGUCAGUGGAGGCUGAGAUGAAAUGCAACGCUUCAGUGUUUGGUUCUUCUAGUCCUGUUGAACAGUCCAAAGAAACCCGUGCAGUCACCAAAGGCCUUCUGAAUGCCCAAAACAACAAGUUCCUCCAUGAUCUAGCUGCUCAGAACAAAUCGCUGGAGGAGCUGCAAGAUAAAGCUGAUGACAUGGAUAAGAAGAUCCAGCAUCUCAGUCACAAGGUGUGCGGUAGCCAUUACAAUACCAGCGUCAAUGGCAGUUGUCCAGGCAGUCAAUGUGGUGGUGCCGGUUGCCUUGAUGACAAAGGUAAUCCUGUUUGUGGUGGUGAAGGCUGUAAUGGGACCGUGGGCACCUCAGUAGCAGCACUGAAACAUGCCAAGAAUGUUGCCAACAAUCUGACCUCUGCCAAUGAGGAGCUGCAAGCUGUAGCAAGAAAGCUGCAGGAUAUAUUCUCUCUGACGCAGGAUGUGAAGAACCAGGCUAUGACCACUCUAGCAAAAGCUCAGAAAAAGAAGGAGCACUUUGAAAAGUCUAGCAAGAAGCUCAAAGAAUUUAUUAAGAAGAUCAGAGACUUCCUCACUGAGGAAGGAGCAGAUCCAGAAAGCAUUGAGAAGGUGGCUCGACAGGUAUUGUCCAUCACCCUACCGGUCAAUAAGACCAGUCUGAACAAAAUGGUCGAACAGAUAAAAGGCAGCCUUUCCAACCUCACAAACAUUGAGGGGGUUGUCAACCAAACAUCAGAGCAAGUUAACAAAGCCAAGGAGCUGCUCAGCAAAGCUAAAGCUGUCAAGAGCCAAGCAGACAGAGUGAAGGACAGAGCCAACAGUACCAAGCAGGCAGUGGAUGCUUCUCAGAAGGCUAUCAAGAAGGCAACAGCGGCACUGAAGGAGGCCAUUAAGAACCUGAACAGCACAAGAAAUGCAACUGAUGAGGUGGCAGAGAGGCUGAUGCAGCUGGAUGACAAGCAGAUGGACAUCAUAAUGCGUUUGAAGAAUCUCUCUGUGGAUUUGGAUGCUCUCAAGAAUAAAACAGCGCAGAAUAUGGAGAUGGCAAUGGAUGCCAAAGCACUGGCAAACAAUGCCACAGAGCUGGCAUCCUCACUGGUUCAGAGUCUUAAUGACACAGAGAAGCAGUACGACGAGCUGCAAAAGAAGGUGGACUCUCUUAGUGGGUCUGGAGUAAUGGGAAAUGUCAACCAGAAGGCUAUGGAUAUGAAGAAGGAGGCAGAAGACCUUCUCAAGAAAGCCAACAAGGGGAUAGACAAACUAAAGAAACUGGAGAAAAAAUUCAAGAGUAAUGAGCAGCGCAUGCAGGAGCAGCGUGAAGAGCUGGCGGAGCUGGAGAGAAACGCCACUGUAGCGCGAGAGGAGAUCCAGAAUCAUGUGCAAAAGUACAGUACCUGUGUGUGAGGAUGUCAAGGUUCUGUUUACUGUUUGGUGCUGUAGUCCAGAAGAGAUUUGUGACUCACAGAAAACUACAUCACCACUAAAAUCAGACACAGCUCUGGUGCCUGUGAUCUUUCAGUGGAAUUUCAAAUUUUACAGAUUAUCAUUUCCACAGAAUACCUUUCUUUGUUCAUGUACUAUGUCACAUUUUGACUCAAGGAUAUCAAUGCUACUGUAUGGUGUUAAUGUCUUUAAGCUAUGAAAACAAGUUUCACUGUAUAGCUCAUGUUAAUUAAUUUCAUAAGAUACACAGAAUAAAUAUAUUUGAAUAUGUUGUAAAUUUUCUGUUUUGACCAAAAAUCUUUUGUAUGUUUCCCGUCAUUUGUCCAUAUUUUUAUGCUUUUACAUGCUCACAUUCCU